Molecule: messenger RNA, 803 nt
Organism: Zymoseptoria tritici IPO323
Lineage: Eukaryota; Fungi; Ascomycota; Dothideomycetes; Mycosphaerellales; Mycosphaerellaceae
Exons: 4
Coding region: 68-799 (243 amino acids)
Source: RefSeq, a predicted model, not a curated record
CAACAAACACGAUCUACAUUGACCCUGGACACACACUUCCAGUCUGACAGCUAUACCAAACCUGACCAUGCCUUACGAACCAUACACGGACGAGACUCCGGCCGACGUCAAAAAUGCCAAAGGUCUGCAUCUCGUCACGCAGAAUACCCCCAAUGGCCAGGCCGUUCAGAUCUUCCUCGAGGAAUUGAAGGAUGCCUAUGGCACCGAGUUCACUACGACAGUCAUCGACAUCUCGACCAACGAGCAAAAGAAAGACUGGUUCCUCCGCCUCGACCCAAACGGCCGCAUUCCCAUCCUGAUCGACAACACCCAAUCCCCACCCUUUCCCGUCCACGAAACCUCCGCCGAACUAUUCUACCUCCUCAAAUUCGCCGACAAAUCCGACAAAUUCGGCUUCUCCUCCCCCCUCGAACGCAACCAAUGCCUGCAAUGGACGUUUUUCUGGCACGGCUCCGGAGCCCCCUACCAAGGCCAAGUCACACACUUCACCCGCGCCGCACCCGAGAAAAUCCCCUACGCCAUCGACCGCUUCCGCAACGAAACUCUCCGCGUCUUCGGCGUGCUGGAAAUCCAUCUGAGUGGAAAGUACACGGGAGAAGAAAAGGAGUAUCUGGCGGGUAAUGGAAAGGGACGAUAUUCCAUUGCUGACAUAAAAACCUAUCCAUGGGUGAAGAAUUGGGAGAGGAGUGGGUUUUCCAAGGAGGAGAUGGCGUUUCCGCAUUUGUUAAAGUGGGUGGAUCGGAUUGCGGAGAGGCCGGCCGUGCAGAGGGGGGUUGGGGAGGCGUAUGUUAAGAAGUAAGCUG